CUUACUGCCACAGCGCGAGCUGUCGCGUGCGUUCAUGUAUUAAAUGAAGGAGAGCCUUUGGAAUUCAAUUUUUCUUUUUUUAUGAUUUAUGACUCGUCGCAUCAAUUGAUGCACUUAUGAGGAGGAGAGGAGAGACCCUCGAGAAAACUUGAGAAGGUAACACCAGGCAGCAGUGCCGUCAACCCACAGUCACUCAGCUGGUAGGAGUCAAGGUUUUGGUUGCAUUCGCAGGGAAUUGUGUUGUGCAAGUUACAAACUGUUUGAGACUAAAGUCAAUUGAGGAAUAUCCUUCACAGAUACCCAAUCCUGCUAUUAGGUUGAUUACCGUUCCCUAGGAUUUACAAACAUGUUGUCAUAUGCCUUGCCACACAACAUAUUUUUAAAGCGCCUUUCAAGAUAUGGAUGCAUUUGAUUUGUGACAGGAAAAAGGAGUAUCUCUAUGGAUCAUGCGUUCAUGAAACAAGAUAUUCAAUCAUGGUAAAACUGGCCAACCCACUGUACACGGAGUGGAUUCUUGAAGCAAUACAGAAGAUCAAAAGGCAGAAACAGCGGCCUUCAGAGGAGAGAAUUUGCCACGCAGUUUCGGCGUCGCACGGGCUCGACAAGGCCACCGUCCUGAAACAGCUGGAGUUAAGUGUCCGCGAUGGCUCCGUCCUCAAGGUCACAAAUAAGGGGUGCGCAUCGUACAAAGACCCAGAGAACCCCGGGCGGGCGGUGCCCCCCAAGCCUGGGGCCGCCCCCGCCUCCCUGGCUGGGACAGCGUGGGCGCUGGGAGACCUCCGCCACGUUGACUGGAAUAAGGCGCUGAGGCGGGCCAUCGAGGAGCUGGGCGACCCUGGCGGGUCCUCGCUGAGGAACAUCGAGCGGUACCUGCGGGGCCAGGAGCACCUGGCGAGCGCGGUGGCCAACCCGGCGUUCCAGCAGCGGCUGCGCCUGGCGGCCAAGCGCGCCGUCAACAGCGGGCGGCUGCUGAAGAACGGGCCGCUCUACAGCGUCAACUAUGGGAGCGCCGGGGGAGGGGCGUCCCCCAGGUGUCCGGGCACCCCCCCGCCCUGCCUCCCCCCGGUCACCCUCCUCCCGCACGAAAAGGACCAGCCUCGCGCCGACCCCAUCCCCAUCUGCAGCUUCUGCCUGGGCACCAAGGAGUCCAACCGGGACAAGAGGCCAGAGGAGCUGCUGUCAUGCGCCGACUGCGGGAGCAGCGGUCACCCGUCGUGUCUGAAGUUCUCCCCCGAGUUGACCGCAAACGUUAAGGCGCUGCGGUGGCAAUGCAUCGAGUGCAAAACCUGCAGCUCCUGUCAGAUUCAGGGGAAAAACGCUGAUGAAAUGCUGUUCUGCGACUCCUGUGAUCGGGGAUUCCACAUGGAGUGCUGCGAUCCACCGCUUGCCAGAAUGCCAAAAGGGAUGUGGAUCUGCCAAGUCUGUCGGCCGAAGGAGAAGGAGAACGGGCUGCUGCACAAGAGGGCCGCACAGAUCAAACGACGAUAUGCAAAGCCAAUAGGAAGGCCUAAAAAAAUGCUCAAGCAACGGACAAUGUCUGUAACCAGUGGAGAAGGAUCCAUGAUAGCACUGGCUGGAAGGGGGUCACCUGGUAGGGGUCAAAAGAUUAUAGUCUGUACUACACCCUCACCCAGUCAUUCUGUAUCUGUGAAGGACUCAAGAAGCAGAUUGGCCAUCGCAGACCCCUGUUGGGUGGGCGACGACCCCAAAUACCCCCCGGUCACAUCCCCGUCCGCUCCCACCAUUAACAAGAAAACCAAAGGUCUCAUUGACGGGCUCUCCAAAUUUUUCACGCCCUCGCCUGUUGGCCGCAGGUCCCGCACCGAAACGGUAGAUCCCUCAAAGCACUAUCGGCCGAGGAAGCGGGGCCUUCAGAAACGACCAUGCACUUCCCAUUCCGGCAAGACAGCCCCAGGUACCGCUCAGACGCUAACCCCCCCUCUCUGUGCCCUCCCAAACCCCACCCCUUUGCCUGGACAGAGCCCCACUUCCCAGAAAUCCAAUGGCUCCGCCUCUGCCCACUCCCCCCUCAGCUCUUCCAGCCAAUCAAGCGUGCCCUCCCUUAGCGGCUUCUCCAGCAACAACCAGCUAAAGGGACUUUUUGACGGACUCUCUCAUAUCUUCACCACUCAGGGACAGUCCCGGAAAAAGGGGCUCCCUAGUUAUGCACCGCCCAAGCGCAUGCGCCGAAAGGCGGACCUGUCUUCCACGUCCAAAACUUACCCCCAGCUCCACGGGAAGAAGGAAGUUAAGAGUAGGCUGGCGCCCCACUCGUCUUCCUGUGGGUGGGGCUUGCCGAGGGGACGGCCCUUUAAGGCAGCCGCCCAUUUCAAACGAACGGCCUUCCUGAAAAGGCGCAGGGUGCUAGGCAGGUUAAAAUAUAAAGUGACCCCUCAGAAGGGGACCCCCACACCAGGGAAGGGCAGCCGUGCUGCAGACAGAAGAGUUAAGCCCGAACAUGACGACGGAGGCGGCGACCCGAAGCCCCCGCAGCAGCAAGAGGCCGGAGCGGCGAGGGCGGCCAUGGCGGACGGGAGCGUGACGGAAGAGGACCUGGACGUGUUUAAGCGAGUGCAGGAUCUCGCGGCACAGAAAUCCGGGUGUGCGAACAGUGCAGAUUGUGGACGGCAUCCUGCUGUCAUUGAGUUUGGGAAGUACGAAAUACAGACUUGGUACUCAUCACCUUAUCCACCCGAAUAUUCAAGGUUGCAGAGGCUCUACCUGUGCGAGUUCUGUCUGAAGUACAUGAGAGGCCGUAACAUUCUGCAGAGGCAUUCCAAGAAGUGCGGCUGGUUCCACCCGCCCGCCAACGAGAUCUACCGAAAGGGUGACCUUUCUGUGUUCGAGGUUGACGGCAACGUCAGCAAAAUUUUCUGCCAAAACCUCUGCUUGCUGGCCAAGCUGUUUCUGGACCACAAAACUCUGUACUACGAUGUGGAACCUUUCCUCUUUUACGUCCUCACCAAAAACGACGCGAAGGGCUGCCAUCUUGUCGGGUACUUUUCGAAGGAAAAGCUCUGCCAGCAGAAGUACAACGUCUCCUGUAUAAUGAUCAUGCCCCAGUACCAAAGGCAAGGAUUUGGGAGGUUUCUUAUUGAUUUCAGUUAUUUGCUCUCGAGGCAGGAAGGACAAGCUGGCUCCCCCGAGAAGCCGCUCUCCGAUCUGGGUCGCCUGUCCUACUUGGCGUACUGGAAGAGCGUCAUCCUGGAGUACCUGCACGGCCACCCGCAGAAGCACGUCAGCAUCAAGGGGAUGAGCCGGGCCACCGGGAUGUGCCCGCACGACAUCGCCACCACCCUCCAGCAGCUCAACAUGAUCGACGUGCAGGGCGGCAGGUUCGUCAUCGUCCGCAGAGACCGGCUGAUUCAGAAGCACGUGGAGAGGCUGAAGGAGAACCCUCGAGUGAACGAGGUGGACCCGACCUGCCUUCGGUGGUCUCCGCCCAACGGCCCCGGCAACGUGCAUGCGGACGAGGACAGCGAAGGAGAGACGGAGGGUGACCACCUGGCGGAGCAGGACUGGAGCCGGGAGAGAGGAGAGCCGGAGGCGCGGGCGGCCACUCGCGGCGCCAGGCCGCCUCUCGCCAAGGUGCGGUGCAAGAACUCGUACCGGAGGUCGCCGGACUGCUAUCCCACGGUGGCCGAGAGGGACGUUCAGAACAGUGAGGACAGCAGCGAGGAUGAGGACGAGGCCAAGGGCCAGGUCGUCUCGGGCUUCAAAAGAAAGAGGCCGCUGAUAGUCCGCCGGAAGAGAGGCCGGAAACGAAAGCGGAUCAACAGCAGCGUCACCACGGAGACCAUUUCUGAGACGACAGAGGUGCUGAACGAGCCGUUCGAGAACUCGGAGGAUGAGAGGCCGGCGUCACCCGCGAACCUGGCCUGUGAGACGGGCGAGGUGGCAGGGAACAGACUCCGGAGGGUGUGGAAGAGGAUGCCGGGCAGAGCAGACGAUGACAAUCACAGAUACCGAAGCGAAGGCGGAGACAAGGACAAAACGGAAGACCCCGGUGGCCUGGCGAAGGAGGGUAACCCCCAGCCCGUCAAGCGCAAGAAGGGCUGGCCCAAGGGCGUCAAACGUGGCCCUCCCAAGUGGAGGCUGAAGAAGGAGAGGAAGAUGGGCUUCAAGCUCAACCUCUACACCCCGCCUGAAACGCCCAUGGAAGCCGACCACCAGAUUGUGCCAGAGGAGCCCAGGGAGCGGCAGGGGACGGCCCCUGCCAUCACGGAGGAGGACGGCGAGGCCUGCAGGGACGCGCCCCCCCUGGACGCCGAGCUGGAGAAGCUACUGUCCGACUCGCAGUGCCCCGAGGAGCUGCCGCCCAGGAAGGCGGACGACUUCUUCGACAAGCCGGGCUCCCCCGUCCUCGACACGAUCAGCCACGACGGCAGCCCGGGCAACCCGGAGAACGCCGCCGCCGACAACAGCCGGGAGGACGGCGAGGACGAGGCUGGAGAGCGGGGGUGCAGCACGCGGGCGGAGGAGCACGAGCACGAGGAUGAGGAGGAGGAUGAAGAGGAGCCCGUGCACAACGAGGAUCACGACGCGGACGACGAGGACGACAGCCACGUCGACUCCACGGAGCUGGAGAAGGAGAACGCGGCGGAGCCCUCCAAGGAGGAGCCGGAGUACCCCGCCCCUUUUUUAGAAGACGACGAUGAUACGAACAGUGAGGAGCGAUGCCAGGACGACCCGGCCGUGACCUGCGGCGGCCAGACCACCCCCAACAUGGAAGAAGACGUCCGGGACAACAUGGUGGACUCGGACCACGCCCUGGACUCCGAGUCCGAGGAGGACAGCAGCCCUGACCUCCCCCUGAAAGAGAGGGAGCCCUUGGGCCCCUUGAUGAAAGAGGACCACGCCGCCUGCGCCGAGAUCGACUCGGAGACGGUGCGGGCGGUGCAGUCACUCACCCGGGAGGCGGAGCGGGACGGCGGCUUCCAGGACUGCGCGGAGACGCAGGAGGCGUGCCGGAGCCUGCAGCGGUAUGCGCACGUGGACCGCAGCCCCCCCAUGGCCCACGCGGACGAGGGCCAGCAGUCGGACCACAGCAGCCCGGUGUCGUCGGUGCACUCGCACCCGGGCCAGUCGGUGCGCUCGGUCAGCAGCCCCGCCGUGCCGCUCCUGGACAGCGGCUACGCGCAGAUCAGCCCCGACCACAGCGCCAUCUCCGUGCCCUCCCUGCAGAACAUGGACACCAGCCCCAUGAUGGACGUCCCGUCCGUCUCAGACCACUCGCAGCAGGUGGUGGACAGCGGCUUCAGCGACCUGGGCAGCAUUGAGAGCACUACGGAGAACUACGAGAACCCCAGCAGCUACGACUCGACGCUGGGGGGCAGCAUCUGCGGGGCCGGCUCCUCCCAGAGCAGCUGCUCCUACGGCAGCCUGCCCUCCGGCGGCCUGCCCCAGAGCAGCUGCGCCGUCACCCAGCAGAUGGCCGCCGCGGGCGGGGGCUGCGGCAUGAUCCAGCAGAACAGCAUGAACUCCCCGCAGAGCUGCGGGGUCAAGUCCCCGCAGGGGUGCGUGGUGGAGCGCCCUCCCAGCAACAGCCACCAGCAGUUGUCCCACUGCGGCAUGCCCACCAACUUCGGCCCCCCCAUGCAGCUGCCAGACAUCCCCGAGUCCGGCAACCCCAACCUGGGCCUCUACGACCGGAUGGGCCAGGCGGACUAUGGCGGGGGCCACUACCCGCAGCCCUCGGCCACCUUCAGCCUGGCCAAGCUGCAGCAGCUGACCAACGGCCUGAUGGACCACCCGCUGCCCUUCAACCACCCGGCGCCGCACCCCAUCACCUCCUACGCCAGCAGCGUCCCCCUGUCCUCGCCGCUGGCCAACUCGGGCCUGGUGCCGCUGGCCCAGUCCCCGCAUGGUGUCCCCGGCGGCCCCCAGACACAGGCCACCAUGACCCCGCCCCCCAACCUGAGCGCCCCGCCCAUGAUGCUGCAGCGCAACAUGGGCUCGGCCAACAUCGGCAUCCCGCCCUCGCAGCGGCUCCAGACGCAGAUGGCGGCCAAGAGCCACGCGGCGUCCAUGCGCUCCAAGUCGGCGCCGCUGCCCCACCACCAGCAGCAGAUGUACGGGCGCGGGCCGCAGGCCGUGGCCAUGCAGGCCCCCGGCAGGACCCUGGCCAUGCAGCGCAUGAACGUGGGCGUCAACCUCAUGCCGGCACCGGCCUACAACGUCAACGUCAACUCCAUGAACGUGAACAUGGCGCCCCUCAACGCCAUGAACGGGUACCGCAUGACCCAGCCCAUGAUGAACAGCGGCUACCAUGGGAAUCACGCCUACAUGAACCAGUCGCCACAGUACUCUAUGCAGAUGGGCAUGAUGGGAACGCAGGCAUACUCCCAGCAGCCUAUGCAGGCCCCACCUCACGGCAACAUGAUGUACACUCCAGCAAGCCACCACGGCUAUAUGAACACGGGCAUGUCGAAGCAGCCCUUAAACGGGACCUUCAUGAGACGCUAGUUUCGUUUUGCUUUGUUUCGUUGGUUUUCUAACCGUGUUUAUUCUUCUUAAGCGCAUAUUGUUUUCGAUAUGCACAAUCUUGCCUGGAGUUGUUUUUGUUUUUU
Messenger RNA from Megalops cyprinoides (Indo-Pacific tarpon), 6569 nucleotides. Its product is annotated as histone acetyltransferase KAT6B-like. Gene Ontology annotation, biological process: regulation of DNA-templated transcription; nucleosome assembly. The record is from RefSeq and is a predicted model, not a curated record. Gene Ontology annotation, cellular component: MOZ/MORF histone acetyltransferase complex; nucleosome. The coding region runs from base 403 to 6465 and encodes 2020 amino acids. Gene Ontology annotation, molecular function: DNA binding; histone acetyltransferase activity. The transcript has 18 exons. NCBI's taxonomy places the organism in Eukaryota, Metazoa, Chordata, Actinopteri, Elopiformes, Megalopidae.